AUGGCUGCGGAAUCCGAGAGGCCGCCUUACCUUAAUGGCGCCUCUGCGCGAUCCAGAUUGGCCAUGUAUGCAGCAACUUCCGAUUCUGUGCAUCGGACGGUCAGCGAGGGCGAUGUCGCGGAGAAGUCACGUCUGGCCGUUCAAUCUCAACCUCAGGCCGUGGGUCAGAUUCCAAAGCUCCUUCCAAUUUUCUCCACCACCACCUCCGGUUCCGUCUCCACCACUACCUCCGCCGUCUCCUCGCGUGAAUCCUCCCCAGUCCGAAGCUCUUCACGGGCCGCCAGUUCGUCCUACGCUAGCCUAGGUCUUUCUCGAUCUUGCAAAAGCAGUCCAACCCGAUCAUCCACCAACGGCCAGUCCUCGGCAGCUCCUGUGCCCAUCUCCGCCUCACCCCUUACCCCUACGCAUCCCAUCGACACACAGCUCCCACCUCCCGCGCCUGAGCCCCCAGUCAAUGUCCUCAGCCCGGAAAAGUCCAACAUGCCAGCAUGGGCGGGCAAUCGUCGUACAGAUCAAGCUUCUACACCACCGAAUACCUCCCAUAAACGAACCCAGUUGCCGUUGGAAGAGAGUGGAAAGACGGAGAGAAAUUCUCCACGCACGGUCACGAGGGGUCCCAGUGGACAAGGACCUUCCCUGGAGACAGUCCAGGAGAUGACCAGUAAUCCAUCAACUCCGUCAACUGAGACUGCAACUAAGCCGUCCACCCCGGACGACUCACGCUUGCACACGAUUGAUGAGGACCCGACCCCUCGAGCCUCACGACAAAAUAUAGAAAGUGGGAGUGACAGCGGGGGCAACCGCAGCUCCAAGGAAGAUAAACCCAAUGCUACUGGCAUAGGCAAAUCCUCUGGGACUGUUAUACCAAAGCGGUCGAUGACCUCGUUGAGCGGCGCCCGUGCUAAGCCGAGUGAAGGGUCAGUGCGCAACAUGAUCGUGGAGACCGAGACAGUCAGUUCAAUACCUCAAGUCUCUUUGGGAGUUGGGUCUGGCGAUCGAGGCAACGCCGGUCGCGCCGAUCAAGGUACUUUGCGCAUGAAGCCUUCAACGGAGACCAUUCGGCCUCGCAAGGAAAAGAAAAAAUCUCGUCGUCCCAAUGCGCUGAACACAGGCCCCGCGUCGACCAAAGCGGAUAUCUUCGAAGCCAAGGUUGCAAGUGCCGUGGACGAGGCCGAUGUCUCUGACUCUGAUGAGACAUUUGUCUAUGAAUCUAAUCCCCCUGACCCAUAUCCUCCUCGGCAACCCCGCUACCACUCCCGAACGCCCAGCGCCACCUCCAUGGCGAGCCAAGUGGAUCAGCUAGCUGGUCGUGCCCGUGGUGGUCUCCGAGAUGGCGCCCACAGCGUGACCGGCAAGCGCAGCAUGAAGUUCACGAACAGCGAAUUUGGGACCCAAGGAAACCGCAACGGUACAAUUAACCCCGGCAGUGGGACGAUCACUCCUCGGCACCAGCACAUUGGACGUCAUGGCCGGGGCGGGAUACUACACGCUGGGCUCUUUGACCACGAGCAGCCUCAUCCGCCGCAAAGCGGGAUGAAAUCACCUCGACAUUUUCUGGGCCAUGUCAACCGACAUUCGCGAAACGGUAACCCUCGCUCGUCGCCCAAUUAUAAGACCAUUGGCAACAAAAAAGGGGGCGAAUCGUUUGAUUUCGACGCUGAAGGAGCGGAUGAUGAACGCACCCCAUUGGUGGGCGCGCGGCAUAUGAACCGCCGCGCUGGUCGACGCCCAGGCAGCGCCAGCUUGCGCCAGCUAGAAUAUAUGGAACGCCAACGCGGGUUCUUCUCUCGUUAUGGGUCAUGUGCUGUGGUUCUGCUGUUACUCCUCAUCAUUACUGGUGGUGCCGUCUCGUUCGUUAUCGCCGCGACCAAGACCCUGUUGGACGUCCAGGUCCUUGCCAUUCAAAACGUGCUUGCAUCUGAGCAGGAAAUCAUGCUGGAUCUUAACGUGCGAGCUGUGAAUCCUAAUAUUUUCCCUGUGACCAUUGACGACACUGACAUCAACAUAUUCGCCAAGAGCCGAUAUGUUGGAACGGACAAAUUCUGGCGCGAACACGGCCAAGAUGAACUUGAUCAGUUCCCGCGUGUUGAGCAAAGCCGGAAACGCUGGCAGUUGACUCAGAUCGUUCGAUGCCUGGGCAAUAUGGAAUGUGUGGAAUCCGCAAGGUCUGGUCUUUCUGCAUCGAAGAAGUCCAAAGACAAAGACGGUGUUGAUCACGGCACCGAUCCCAUUCCCGAUCCCGAAGGCGAUCCGCGAUCCAUGCUGCUCGGCAGAGUAUUCCGCUUUGACUCGCCACUUUCCUUCGAAGCGUCUCCGUGGGGACAACAUCAGUCGACCUCUAUGGGGCAAAUUCGGCUUGCCCGUCCUGGUAACAAAACCGAAGAAGGCGGCACUGAGCGCUGGGAAAAAGUUCUCGAGCAUCCAUUCGAGUUGAUCGUCCGCGGUGUUAUCAAGUACCAAUUACCCCUCAGCUCGCACUAUUACUCUGCAUCUGUCAGCUCAAGCGUGAAGAUCGUUCCCGACGAGGAUAUCCAUGACCCCGAAGAACUUCAAAACCUACCAAACAAUGAAACUGUCCGAAUCUCCUUCACCAGGACAACCACUCCCGUCCUCCGCCUCGCGGACGCCGAUGCUCGCGAGCAUCAAUCGGGACUUUCUCAACGACAAUUCACGGCCUGA
Molecule: messenger RNA, 2679 nt
Organism: Penicillium maclennaniae
Lineage: Eukaryota; Fungi; Ascomycota; Eurotiomycetes; Eurotiales; Aspergillaceae
Product: putative phospholipid metabolism enzyme regulator
Exons: 2
Coding region: 1-2679 (892 amino acids)
Biological process (GO): positive regulation of phosphatidylinositol biosynthetic process; protein localization to vacuolar membrane; vacuole inheritance
Cellular component (GO): fungal-type vacuole membrane; PAS complex
Source: RefSeq, a predicted model, not a curated record